Messenger RNA from Symbiodinium natans, 2181 nucleotides. Lineage: Eukaryota; Dinophyceae; Suessiales; Symbiodiniaceae. The record is from the annotation of a GenBank genome assembly.
AUGCCGAUGCGGCAGCGUUCCCCAAGGAUGGUGCCGUGGCUGAUUUGGGUACUCGAAAACUGGUUAGUCCAGCUUGCCGGUGGCUAUGUGGCUGCAGAUCUAGCAGAUCCACCAUACUUGAAUGUCUCGCUGUUGAGAGGUCACAGGUAUAGCUUCCGAGGUGACAUUCGAUGUUGGAACAACAACAAGGGUGACAUGUCUCCCAGAAACUUAGGAGAUGUGGUGGUCUAUCGGAACCCAUGGGUGCUGCGAGACUCCUGCUGUUCCCUUGGCCGGACAUCACCAUGCUGGCUAGGCCAGAUGACAUUCCAGCGUUGCUGCACGCAGAGCACGAGCUUGUCUUGGGACUUCAGGGUGGAAGCUGCUUGUUGGCCUUCUCCAACCAUCACUGAGACGUGCUGUGGCUUGCGCCUCUUUGAGCUGUGCGCUUCGCCUGCUUGGGGGACGGCCAAAGCGCAAAAGAAGCACAUGGAUGGCUGCUGUGCAAAGCCAGUCAUAGAUAGGCAAACGACGCGCCCAGAGGCCUUCUUGAAGGGCUGCCACUGGAGGUUGCAUGCUGAGGAGACCUUUUUGCAGACCCAAAGUGAAACCCUCGACGCGCCGCGUCUUCACCCAGCCGACCUUGGUGCCUUGGUGGAGUACUACCACCGUACGGGCGACGUGCUGCCCAGCAUGCUGGAGAUCCAGCGCGCGAUGACGCAGCGGAAGGUGGAUGGGCUGGAGAUUUGUGCUCCGGCCAUGGUGCUGGCAAGGUUGCUGGAGGUGGAUCGUGACAGCCUCUCAUCUCCGCCGGCCGUGACAAGGUCUACACUGGCGAGCUUGAAGGCUUUCUGGUUGAGACUGCAGGCUUCAGGCUUCAGUGCCCAGGCUCUCGCCUGGGCUCGGGCCAAUGCGAGCGCGCUCUCGACAGGCAGUCAUCGUGCUUGGGAAGAGGGUGUUCCGCCUUCUGCACGUUAUGACUGGCUCAAUGUCACGAGUUCUAGCAUUCGGCGCAGCUUUGACCGUAUUGAAACGCAGGCUAAGCGUGCCGCAUCGCUGGCUGCUGCACGAUGGAAAGUCGGUUUCAAGGUCAACCUGGUCAUGCCGUUCUGCAACCCUCAUGACAUCAAGUACCUUGCCACCCUGGAGAAGUUGGUGCUGAAGGUGGCGCGGCCCCUGGACAAGGUCUUCGAUCUGUAUAUCUACGACGUUUGCUUCGGGUUCUUUGACACCAACAGCGCUGCAUACAGCUUGGAGAACAAGGUGGAGGUGGAGCUUGACCUGUCCAGUGGUGCCGAGCUUCCAGGAUCCAUGUACUCCUUGCGCAAUGGUGGCAUACCAUCUUCGCUGCUGCGCGUGGCUCGGUACUUCAGGCGUGCCUUCGUUGUGCCUUUCUUUGAGGAGCUUCCGACAGGUGAAGUCGCCCCGAACUUGCACCAUGUGGCCAGGCACUAUGACGACCUUCCUGAUUUCAUGAUCAUCAUCCAUCCGGACGGCUACGAGCACAUGGAGAUCUUUGCCUUCAUCGCUGUCCUCAACUCUCUUGCGCUCAGGCUGUUUCCCAGUGAGCUGCACUUCCUACACUUGGGCCGCCGUCACAACGGGCCCGUGGAUCCAUCCGGCCGCGUGGCCUCGGAGAUCCAGUCCUACUGCCGAAUGCGUGCCACCAGGGAGGGUUUGCGCGGAACGACGGCAAAGCCUUCCGUGUUCCGAGGGGAUUCCUUCCUUGAGCGUCACUCAGAUCGGUCGCCGACAGGUUGGUACUGUCAGUGGGUGGAGGUGGCCUGGGAGCUUAUGUUCGGCCGCCCGCCAAACCUUCCAGAGGACGAUUAUGGUGGCUAUGAUUUUGCCCAGUACGUGGCCAGCCGCCGCGCCGCGCAAAGCAGGCCAAAGGCGUUUUGGCAAAAUGCGUGGCGCUCGUUGUGCAGUGCCAGCAACUACCGCCUGCUCCCUGGCACGAGCUUCAUCUCCUGGAAGGAGCUCACCUCCAGCGCGGGUCAGCGCAGGUUGUACGCUUUCCACAAGGGCCUGACCACGGCCUUCGAACACCUGUACCAUGUGAUCUUCAAUCCGGAUGCUUCCACAUGGAUUUGGCCAACCAGGCUGCGAGAUCCGUCGCUUCCUUUGGGCCUAAAGUUCGCUAUGGGCGGCAAUCCGGCAUUGCUUCGCUUCUACCGCUGGACGCCCCACGAGCCGUUGUAG